Messenger RNA from Terrapene triunguis (Three-toed box turtle), 252 nucleotides. Its product is annotated as cAMP-dependent protein kinase catalytic subunit gamma-like. NCBI's taxonomy places the organism in Eukaryota, Metazoa, Chordata, Testudines, Emydidae. The record is from RefSeq and is a predicted model, not a curated record. The transcript has 2 exons. Gene Ontology annotation, molecular function: protein kinase A regulatory subunit binding; cAMP-dependent protein kinase activity; ATP binding. The annotation marks the transcript as partial. Gene Ontology annotation, cellular component: cAMP-dependent protein kinase complex; nucleus. Gene Ontology annotation, biological process: peptidyl-serine phosphorylation.
GUUUGUUUUCCCCCUUCCAGAACACAGCCAGUUUGGAUCAGUUUGAUCUAAUCAAGACCCUGGGCACGGGCUCAUUUGGGAGGGUGAUGCUGGUGAAACACAAAGAGACCGGGAAUCACUGUGCCAUGAAGAUCCUGGAUAAACAGAAGCUCGUGAAGCUCAAACAAAUUGAGUACACCCUCAACGAGAAACGGAUCCUCCAGGCCGUCAACUUUCCAUUACUCAUCAAGCUAGAGUAUUCUUUCAAGAUAG